Messenger RNA from Malurus melanocephalus (red-backed fairy wren), 1614 nucleotides. RefSeq names its product metabolism of cobalamin associated D (gene MMADHC). The coding region runs from base 64 to 954 and encodes 296 amino acids. The transcript has 8 exons. The record is from RefSeq and is a predicted model, not a curated record. Gene Ontology annotation, biological process: cobalamin metabolic process. Gene Ontology annotation, cellular component: mitochondrion. NCBI's taxonomy places the organism in Eukaryota, Metazoa, Chordata, Aves, Passeriformes, Maluridae.
CGCCGCCAUUUUGCAGGAAGAGGGGUAUCCGGGCCUGUCAGCGGGGGGAGAGCGCCGUUUGCCAUGGCCAAUGUGCUCUGUAACAGAGCAAGAUUGGUCACCUACCUCCCAGGCUUUUAUUCCUUAGUCAAAAGAGUUGGCAAUCCCAAGAAUUUUUCCACAGCAGGUUCCUCUGGCUCAGAUGAGCCCCAUGUGGCUGCUGCACCUCCUGAUUUAUGUCCCAGGACUGUGUGGCCGGAUGAGGUGAUGGGACCCUUUGGUCCCCAGGAUCAGAGGUUCCAGCUGCCUGGGAAUAUUGGUUUUGAUUGUCACCUCAAUGGCACUGCUUCCCAAAAGAAAUCCCAAACUUCCAAGAGUCUCCCGGAUAUUUUGGCAGAGCCCUCAGCAAGUGAGAGGCACGAGUUUGUAAUGGCACAAUACAUCAAUGAAUUCCAGGGUGCUGAUGCUCCYCAGAAGCAGCCAAUAAAUAAUGCUGAAACCUAUUUUGAAAAUGCCAAGGUGGAAUGUGCAGUGCAAGCCUGUCCUGAGCUGCUGAGAAAAGAUUUUGAGUCCCUGUUCCCAGAGGUGAAUUCCAACCGUCUGACUGUGCUGACUGUCACCCAGAAAACUAAAAAUGACAUGACUGUGUGGAGCCAGGAGGUGGAGGAUGAGAGAGAGAUGCUCUUAGAAAAUUUCAUUAAUGGUGCCAAGGAAAUCUGCUAUGCAAUUUCUUCUGAGGGCUACUGGGCCGAUUUCAUUGACCCAUCCUCAGGACUGGCAUUUUUUGGGCCUUACUCCAACAACCCCCUGUUCGAGACGGACGAGCGCUACCGGCAUUUGGGAUUUUCUGUGGAUGAUUUGGGAUGCUGCAAAGUGAUCAGGCACAACCUUUGGGGUACCCACGUGGUCGUGGGGAGCAUUUUCACCAACGCUGAGCCCGACAGUCCCAUCAUGAGGAAACUCAGUGGAAACUGAGCCCUCCAGCUCACCCAGAUUGCUGUGACUUCUGUAUUUGACUUGAUUUUUGGCAGGAAAUCCCUCAAUUCCAAGUGUUCUUAGAGAAUAAAGUAGCAGUUUAUUUAUUGGGUAGUGUUUUGGGAAUAUGUGUUCACCACAUGUGGCUUGGAAUUUGGAUUAUGACAACRUUCAGAGCCACAGGAAUUCCCAUUUGGGAUUUGGAACAUAGCUAUCAUCUCUUUUUUUUUUAUCUUAUCUUCCAUUUUCUCAAUCAAUUUUCACUGUCCAACAUUAAUAUUCAGAAUCCUGGUGCCACUGAAAUUUCCAGCAAUUUGGCUGUUCCUGAAAUUAGAAACUGGCAAAAAACAACAAAAAAAAGAAUGAGUCAUAAAAUUGUUCUCCCAGAAUACAGAACUUAAUCAAAUUUGCACAACUGAGCUAAUCACUCAUUUGCUGUUUAAAAUAAGAAUGAGGUCAACUUUCAGUGGUCUCCAUAAAAAAGUCCUUAAUUACUUUGGAAUUACUCAUCUCUUUUUUUUUUUUUUGACUUCAUGGUGCUUGGGGUUUAUUUUCUCAGUGUUAGCUAAAUGUAUUUAAUUAGUUUAUAUAUCUAAAAGUGAUUUAAAGUUGCUUUUGUAACUUUCUUAGGUCAUUAAAUACAUUGUCAAAAAAAAAAAA